CCAAACUUGCAAGGAGAAGUCAGGAGAGAGAAAAUCUCGGCAUGCUGGUCUGGUCACCUAACCAGAAUCUGUCUGAAGCAAAAUUGGACGAAUAUAUUGCCAUUGCUAAAGAAAAGCAUGGAUACAAUAUGGAGCAGGCCCUUGGGAUGCUGUUUUGGCACAAGCACAACAUCGAGAAGUCUUUGGCAGAUCUGCCAAACUUUACUCCGUUCCCAGAUGAGUGGACAGUGGAAGACAAGGUCUUGUUUGAACAGGCCUUCAGUUUCCAUGGGAAAACUUUUCACAGGAUCCAGCAGAUGCUUCCUGACAAAUCAAUAGCCAGCCUGGUGAAAUUUUACUACUCCUGGAAGAAGACAAGGACUAAAACUAGUGUGAUGGACCGUCAUGCUCGUAAACAAAAAAGGGAACGUGAGGAAAGUGAGGAUGAAAUGGAGGAAGCAAAUGGAAAUAACCCUAUUGACAUUGAAGUUGAACAAAACAAGGAAAGCAAAAAGGAGGUGCCGCCUGCUGAAACUGUCCCUCAGGUGAAGAAGGAGAAGCACAGUACGCAGGCCAAAAACAGAGCGAAGAGGAAACCUCCCAAAGGAAUGUUCCUUUCCCAGGAAGAUGUGGAGGCUGUUUCUGCCAACGCAACAGCUGCUACCACUGUACUCAGACAACUGGACAUGGAAUUAGUCUCAAUCAAACGACAGAUUCAGAAUAUCAAACAGACAAACAGCGCACUCAAAGAAAAACUUGAAGGUGGUAUAGAACAAUACAGACUUCCAGAGGUCGUCCAGAAAUUUAAUGCACGUUGGACCACAGAUGAGCAGCUUCUUGCUGUGCAAGCAAUCAGAAAAUACGGCCGAGACUUUCAGGCAAUCUCUGAUGUGAUUGGAAACAAAUCUGUGGUGCAAGUGAAAAACUUUUUUGUAAAUUAUCGACGUCGUUUCAACAUAGAUGAAGUCUUACAGGAGUGGGAGGCAGAGCAUGGCAAAGAGGAGACAAAUGGAACCAAUAGCCAGAAGCCUGUAAAAUCCCCCGAUAAUUCCACUAAGAUGUCUGAAGAGGAAGAUGAGGCUACUUCUGUUCUUGAUGUCAGAUAUGCAUCUGCUUCGUGAGAAGGUGCUGUAGCCUAGAACAAUUUGUGUUGACUACUGUGUUAUCCAGGAUAUCAGGUAUUAGCAAACCUCAGACAGCCAUCUGCAUCAUAUCUGUGGACAAGCAGCUAUUACCAAAAAAAAAAAAAAAAGGCAAACGCUUCCAGUCCUGUGCUACAUCUGCCUUAAUCUCCCCUCAUUCCUCCAUACUGCCUCCACUUUCUUUCAAAAGCACCCAGGUAGCUCAGCUCUCCAUUUCAUCAGCAUCAUGCUUAAGCAUGGGGACUUCUAGAACCAGUCACACCUGUCUAUAAAUUUUUGACCAACCUGCAAAACAAGGAGCUCCUUAGCAGCCCCACAGUAACUCUACACAUUAGGAGUUCUUAUAAUACUUGGUCCAUAGGGUAUAAGUAUGUAUUGCUGCAUGGCCUUGUGGUCUCCGCUUCCUGUGUAUUCUUACGAUGACACUAUUAUUAGUGAGCUUUCUAUAAAGGAGAGGCCUGUGCACAUGCCAGCAGUGUCAGGUUUGUUCUGCCAUGACAGGACAUGUUAACAAGCAAUCUUGAAUAAUGCAGAGUGAUAGGAAAAGUGAUUUCUAAGGUUUGGUCAGUCCAAGGUUGUAGAUGUAACUCAUUACACUUCUGGUUUGUGCAAUUCCUUCCACUGUAUUUGUGUGUUCUUGCUUCAUAGAAAGCUCCCUAAUUGAGCAUUUUAUUCCUGUAUAUUUUAAUGGCUUUUAUUUAGUGCAAAAGGGAAUACGUAACCUGAAACUGUUUGAUACGCUAUUUAACCCCUGGCAUUCAGCAUUUGCAUUGUAACUUGUUAAAUGAGUGCUACACAACUUUCUUUUUCCUGAUCCUCUGCGGGAUUAAGUCAAAACAAACUUUCUCUGGUGCCUCUCCUUUGGGGAAUAUGUGCCUUUUUACAUUUGGCUACCAUAGGUCACUUUCUGUCCCAGUGUCUCAUUUCUCUUCAGAGCGCUGUUUGCCAAAGACAUCAAACUGCUUCUCCCACUGGAAGUCUGGACGAGGGUUGGAGCACAAAAUUCAACCUUCAGGAGUUUUUGGUCACUUGGAAGUUUAAUGGAGAAGAACCAGGUUAAUUUUCAUUGGCCAUUUUAACCCUUCUGAAGCACACAUCGCUUUCAUGUUCUGAACCAAAAUAUGCAAUUUAAAAUCUAAGAGGUGCUUUUCCAAAUACUUGGUGCAUGCAGCUUUCAAAUCCCAGCCCUCUGCUCGGAUGACCUGUGCUGUGGCCUAUCUACCUGGCUUGAACUGGAGCUGUUCUUGGAAGUCCUGUGUGAGGACUUUGCACCUUGAACAAGGUAGUUGCUGACUGCCGAGCAGACAGUGUUCAGAGAAGCUAGAAAAGCAGCAUUAUUACUUCUUGUCCAGUGGAAAGCUGCAAAAUAACACUAGUCACGAAGCAUUUAAAAAUGGUUAAUUUAAUGAUGUUGAAAGAAACCACCAGGUGUCUUUGCAGGUGGAAAAAAGGACCUUCUUUGCCCCUCUUCCUCUGCAGAGGGUUUAAGCCAAGAUGGCACACAGUGAUGGGCACAGCACCGGCCUUUCUUAACACAACCUGAAAGGAGCUAGUCGGUGGCCUGGCCUGCAGCUGAGGUGCUGCAGCUCAUAGUUGAGCCCCGUCCUUGGUGCUGAUGUAGCUGCUGGGCUGUGCCAUGUUGUGUGCUGUAAGUGGCUCUGCCCUCUGUACCUGAGCGAGGCAGGAUGACGCCAGCUGGGUAAUAGAGCCAGCUCUGUGCACCUCCUGCAGUGUGGACACAGCCCAAGGAAAGCCCUUCCCCUUGGGCCUCGUGUGAGGAGAGUGAUUCAACACCAGAAACUGAGCAACGACACGCAGGCACAGAGCAGGUAGGGAUUUCCUAGGGCAAGCUGGAGCCCAAAAAGGGCCUGUUUCAGAAACUUGGCAGCUGUUUCUGAGCAGUUCCAUUCUAGUAGCUCCAGAGAGAUCCUACAAGGUGAUGGGAGGAUGGAAGGGAGCUGUUCCCUAUCCUUUGUAUUGAUGUUUGUGUCUCUACAGCUGUUGCUGUGAACUGGCAGCUCUGAUCAUGGCUCAGAUGUUCCUUCAGACCUGUGCCAGUUGGAGUUGGGAGUCUCCUGUGGGAAAGGAUGGUAGUAGUCAGCCAGUGUGUGAAUUAGGAUUAAAGACCGGGCAAAUAGCACUGUGAAUCCAGUUGACAGUUGUGUAAAGCAAUGCUGCUCAUUAGAAACACUCAAGUAUUAAACCUCCUGCUGGUACCAAUGCAUGGAGACAGGUCCUCACCAGUGUGGGAAUGCUGUGGGAACCUGCAUCCCAGCUGGGGGGGCUCGUCAGGAGAGGCUUCUUCUGGAGAGUUAGUUACCUGUGAGGACUUUCCAUCGGUUCUUGCCCUCAAAUCUGUCCAUCUUAUGAUCAGAAAAGUUGUGUUUUGGCUUCAUCCCCAAGGGGUAGGGGGAAACAUGUAUAAUUCGUGCUAUUAGGAAGAAAAAAGUUGUUUAAUUACUUUUCAGUUGACUGCUAUCUUAUUGUAGUUGAUACAUGCAAUAUAAUAGCACUGUAUUUUAAACGUUUAGUUUUUUAUGUUCUCUUGAACUAUAUUUUUAAAUGCGAUAAAAUCAUUUUAGCUUUUGAAAUGGUUUGAUCUUGUUUAGGUGAAGACCCUGUUUUUCUUUUUUUAAAUGGGUCAAGCAUUAGAAACAUCAACUGGUUGCAUUCUGACUAGAAGGGUCCACAAAGAUAACUGCAUAAGAUAGAAUAUUCACUUAAAUUUUGUUUCUUAAACUAUCAAUGUGAAUGUCAUAAUUAUAUAUAUUUUGUGGAAAACGGGAAAUUAUUUCUCCUAAGUAUAAGUUAUUGUGCAAAAUAUGGUAUCGUUAAAGAAAAUGAUAGUUUAAGUUUUAGUUUUAGAAAUCUUAAAGAUAUAAAAGUGUAUUGCAUAUGCAUAAACAAAUUUCAUUUGUUCUAUUUAAUUUUUAUGUAGUUGUGUAAAGUGCUAGGUAACUUCUUUUUUUCACUUAUCCAUUAAAACAACCUUGUUACUUGAAUAUUCAUGUUUAACUGGUUUGAAACAGUGAUCAAUUUUUGUAAUAUAAUCUUAUAACCAAGGGAAAAAAAAACACGCCUCAGUUGUGCUUAACAUUGUAC
This is a messenger RNA of Empidonax traillii (willow flycatcher), 4223 nucleotides long. Its product is annotated as REST corepressor 1. The record is from RefSeq and is a predicted model, not a curated record. Gene Ontology annotation, cellular component: transcription regulator complex; histone deacetylase complex. Gene Ontology annotation, molecular function: transcription corepressor activity. The coding region runs from base 42 to 1100 and encodes 352 amino acids. Lineage: Eukaryota; Metazoa; Chordata; Aves; Passeriformes; Tyrannidae. The transcript has 10 exons. Gene Ontology annotation, biological process: regulation of transcription by RNA polymerase II; negative regulation of DNA-templated transcription.